Messenger RNA from Pseudonaja textilis, 4571 nucleotides. NCBI's taxonomy places the organism in Eukaryota, Metazoa, Chordata, Lepidosauria, Squamata, Elapidae. The record is from RefSeq and is a predicted model, not a curated record.
GCCGGUGACGGGCGGUUGGAGUGCGCCCCCUUGCGUCCCUCCCGCCCCCCCAUGGCGGUCCCUGUGCUGGGCGCCCUCCUGCUGGUGCUGCUGGUGCUGCUGGGCGGCCUCUGCCUGGGCAGGUGGCUCCUGUACAUACUGAUCACCAACUGGUGCCGGCGGCGACUCCAAGCCGAGUUGAAGAUCCAGUCCUUCUGGGUUUUGGGGAUCCAGAACCUCAGCUUGAAGUUUAAAGAGGAGCAACAGACGGUGGAGAUCGACAGCAUCUGGAUCUCCAGCCGGCUCCUGAACCACGAUGUGCCGCGCUACCUGGCCCUGUGCUUUGGAGAGGUGCGCAUCCGGGUGGAUCUGCAGAAGUCGCCUCACCUGCAGCCCCCCGACCCUUUGCCCCCCGACCCGGCCGACGGGGCCCGAGGGGAGGGGCUGUCCCUGGGGCCCUCCCUGCUGCAGCUGGUCAGCCAGCUCUGCUCCUUCCACGUGGACUCGGUCAACGUGAUGGUGCUGCACGUGGCCGCCUCGGAGUCCCUGUGGCACGUCCAGGUGUCCAGGUCCCAGGUUUUGCUGGGCUGUGACGGCAGGAGCGUGGCCUGCAAGGUGACCUGUGGCCAGGUGAACAGCAAGGUGCUGAAGAGCAGCCAGCAGGACGAUGCCUGCCUGGCCGAGCUCUCGCUGGCCCUCUCCGUCUCGCUGGACGUCAGCCUGGGGAAGCAGCAGCUGCAGAGCGUGGCCUUGGGGGUCUGGAGCCUCCACGCCGAGCUGCACGAGGGGCUCUUCAACAGCGAGCUGCUCCGGCGCAUGGGCGGCAGUCCCCGGAAGGGGCCAGAUUCCCCAAAGGAUCUCCCGCUGGAUCCACCGCCCCCCCUGGGCCUGGCCGGCCUGAAGUACCUGCCCUCACGGCUGAAGGUGGACCUGGAGACCACCAGCCUGGUCCUCUCCAUGAACAGCCAGAAGAGGCACCUCACCUGGACCCUGAAGCUGCUACACUUCGCCCACCAGUGCGAUGAGGAGCAAAUCCCGCUGCGGAGCUUCACCCCCACCUGCGACCUGCCCCAGAUGAGCCUCGAGCUGGUGCUGGAAGACGGGCUGCUGCUGUCGCAAAGCCGCCAACGCAUCGUGUGCCUCAACCUGCUGAAGGCCAGCCUGCAGGUCAUGGCCAUCGACAUCUCCGUGGCCGUCAUGGUCAGCACCUGCAUUGUCCACUACCGGCACCAGGAGUUCUCCCACUGGGUGGGCCUGCUGACCUCGACGGAGCAGGGAUCCCCUGGCUGGGCCCUCUUGGCCAGGGGCCCCGGCGGCAGGAUGCCGCAGAUCCUGGCCACCAUCAUCCUCAGCGCUUCGGUGUCCAACGUCAGCCUCUCCGUGCAGCUGGGAGACACCCCACCCUUCGCCCUGGGCUUCAACUCCAUCUCCGUGGAUUACCAGCACCUCCGUCCUCAGAGCGUCCACCAGCGGGCCGUGCUGGCCGUCGACCACUUCUGCUGGCGGGUGGGGGCGGACUCGCACAUCCAGCGGGCCCCCCACCCGCCGAACAUGCACGUCUGGGGAGAAGCUUUCAUCCUGGACUCCUUCAACCUGCAGGGCAGCUACAACCAGCCGCUGGGCACGUCCAGCACUCACGCGGACACCCUGUUCCUGGAUUGCACCCUGCGUGGGCUGCAGCUGGAGUCCUCGGACGCCUGCACCGACUGCCUCUCCCGGCUGCUGCUGCUCUUGCGGCCUCAGGACCCUGGGCCCCCGGGCCCCCUGGAGGAGCCGCCCCCCACUCUGGGGGAGGAAUUUGGGGUGCUCUGGAAGGUGGACCUCAAGGUGGAGGACGUCAACCUCUUUACGCUCUCCAGCUUGGCAGCCUUCCAGCUGACGGGCUGCCCUCCCCUCCCCUGUGCCCCCUCCCCUCUGCCCCCUCCCCAGAUCCACUACUGGGCCUCCUUUGCCCAGCAGCGUGGCAUCCAACUGGAGUGCGGCCAGGGACACAUCUUCACCCGGGGCACCCAGCGGCUGAUCCCUCAGGCCGGAACGGUGAUGCGCCGCCUGAUCUCCGAGUGGAGCAUCGUGCAGAUGGUGAGCGACCUGGGCCUGGUGAACGUCCACCUGAUGGCCUCCUCCUGCGAGGAGAACGCGGACCACCGCCUGGACUCCUCCCUGGUCAAGAAGACCCACCUGCUCAGCCUCUCCUCCCUCACCUACCAGCGCCACAGCCUCCGCACGGCGGCCGAGGAGGAGGUUCUGCUCCGGGAAGGGGACGACGUGCUCCACACCCACCAGCUGCAUCUGGUGGACCUGCGGGCCUCCUGGACCACCACCAACCGGGACAUCGCCUUUGGCCUCUACGACGGCUACAAGAAGUCGGCGGUGCUGAAGCGCAACCUCUCCACCGAGGCCCUGAGGGGCCUGAAGAUCGGGCCCCAGCUGCCCACCAAGAAGCCCAGGCGAGGCCCUCCCCCCAGCCAGCAGCCCCCCCUGCGGGUCAUCAUGCCGGCGAGCAGCAGUCGGACGGAGCGAAGCCCCUCCGGAGGGGCCUCCAUGUUGCAGAAGCUGAUUGAGGAGACGGACAAGUUUGUGGUUUUCACCGAGGAGGAGUCCGGGGUCAGCGAGCAGCUGUGCGGGAUCGCAGCCUGUCAGACCGAUGACAUCUUCAACCGCAACUGCCUGAUUGAGCUCGUCAACUGCCAGAUGGUUCUCCGCGGGGCCGAGACGGAGGGCUGCGUGAUUGUCUCGGCUGCCAAAGCCCAGCUGCUCCAGUGCCAGCACCACCCAGCCUGGUACGGGGACACCCUCAAGCAGAAGACCUCCUGGACGUGCCUGCUGGACGGCAUGCAGUACUUCGCCACCACCGAGAGCAGCCCCUCCGAGCGGGAGGACGUCCAGCUCUGGCUGGAGGUCAAGAACAUCGAGGAGCAUCCGCAGCGCAGCCUGGACUCCGUGCAGGAGCUGAUGGAGAGCGGGCAAGCGGUGGGCGGCAUGGUCAGCACCACCACAGAUUGGAACCAGCCGCACGAGGUGCAGCCGACGCAGCAGGUCCAGCGCAUCAUCUCGCGCUGCAGCUGCCGCAUGUACUACAUCAGCUACAGCCACGACAUCAACCCCGAGUUGGCCACCCAGAUCAAACCGCCGGAGCUGCCUGCCAACCCGGAGAAAGAUGACCUUCUCAAGAAGCAGGAAGGGGCCGUGGACACCUUCACCCUGAUCCACCACGACCUGGAAAUCUCCACCAACCCGGCCCAGUACGCCAUGAUCCUCGACAUUGUCAACAACCUCCUGCUGCACGUGGAGCCCAAGCGAAAGGAGCACAGUGAGAAGAAGCAACGGGUCCGUUUCCAGCUGGAGAUCUCCAGCAACCCGGAGGAGCAGCGUAGUAGCAUCCUCCACCUGCAGGAGGCCGUCCGGCAGCACGUAGCCCAGAUCCGGCUGCUGGAGAAGCAGAUGUACUCGGUCAUGAAGUCCCUGCAGGAUGACGGGCGGAACGAGUCGCUGCUGGAGCACAACCAGAAACUGCAGCAGCAGCUGAGCCAGGAGAAGGCCACCCUGCAGCAGGAGAGUGAGGACCUCAACAUCCUGAUCAGGGGGAAUUUUGACCUCUGGUAUGCCCCCCGCCAGGUAGUCCUGCGGCCCCAGAGUGCCUGCCAGUCGGGACGCCAGCUGGCCCUGCGGAUUUUCAGCAAGGUCCGCCCGCCCGUGGGUGGCAUUUCCAUCAAGGAGCACUUCGAGGUCAACGUGGUGCCGCUGACCAUCCAGCUGACCCACCAGUUCUUCCAACGCAUGAUGGGUUUCUUCUUCCCCGGACGCAACGUGGAGGAGGAGGAAGUGGGCGACGAAGAGGACAAGUCCAAGCUGGUGACCACGGGUAUGCCGGUGGUCAAGCCGCGUCAGCUGAUGGUCUCGGAAGACUCGCUGGGCUCCGGGAAGGGCAUGGGCCAAGGGCUGAACCGGACAUCGGGGGUCAGGCGCUCCUUCCGCAAAACACCUGAGUACCCAGUGGACGACAUCGACAAGAUGAAGGAGCGAGCGGCCAUGAACCACUCCUUCAUCUACAUCAAGAUCCCCCAGGUGCCCCUCUGCGUCAGCUACAAGGGGGAGAAGAACAGCGUGGACUGGGGGGAUCUCAACCUGGUGCUGCCGUGUCUGGAGUACCACAACAACACCUGGACGUGGCUGGAUUUUGCCAUGGCGGUGAAGCGGGACAGCCGAAAGGCCCUGGUGGCCCAGGUCAUCAAGGAGAAGCUGCGCCUGAAGCCGGCGGUGGGCACGGAGUCCCGGGGGCCGCGGCAGGAGAGCAAGCUGGAGGGGCCGGUCCAGCAGCAGGAGGAGGACGAGAAAGCCCGGCUGCUCAUCGGCCUGAGCGUGGGCGAGAAGAACCCCAGCAAGAAGUCCAUCUUCAGCCGGCGCAAGUGAGCCGGACGCAGCCGCCGCCGCUGCCACGCCGGAGCCCGGCCUGCAGGCGCUCUCGGGGAAGAGGAGGAGGAGGAGGAGGAGGCCCUGCAGGCUGGGCGUUGGACGGAGACUGACGGGGCCCCGAGGGCCCCAAGCGCUGGCGGGAAGGACCAGGCGGAGAAGAGUGGGGGGGGCCCUCGGGG